This is a messenger RNA of Mus pahari (shrew mouse), 1783 nucleotides long. It is a transcript of the gene Fam114a2, whose product is annotated as family with sequence similarity 114 member A2. The record is from RefSeq and is a predicted model, not a curated record. NCBI's taxonomy places the organism in Eukaryota, Metazoa, Chordata, Mammalia, Rodentia, Muridae. The coding region runs from base 86 to 1573 and encodes 495 amino acids. The transcript is spliced from 14 exons.
CCGUGCUGAGGUCAGGAGUACUUCCGCGACGGUCGGGUCGGAUCGGCGAGCGAGCGGCGGUGGCCGCGCAGGUGAUGCUGUAGUCAUGUCAGAUAAGGAUCCUCCAGAAUCUCCAGUGGUAACCGAAGCAGCCUCGAUCCUUAAAGAUGAGAACUGUGAGCCAGUGGAGAAGCCAGAGAAUAAAUCUCAGCCUGUAGUGUCCACCCGGAAAAGACCAGAGACCAAACCUUCCAGUGAUCUUGAGGCUUCUGCACUUCUUCCUGCUCAGGAGACUGCUUCUAAAGAUGUACCUCAGACUGGAUGGGGUUAUUGGGGCAGUUGGGGCAAGUCUCUACUCUCCUCAGCCUCAGCUACAGUGGCUACAGUGGGACAAGGUAUUUCAAAUGUCAUCGAGAAGGCAGAGACUUCUCUUGGGAUUCCUAGCCCCACUGAAAUUUCAGCUGAAGUCAAGCAAGCAGCAGGAGAAACAAAUGCUGGUGAGAAUGGAAGCUUACUAGUGGCUGGACCAUUCGGGAUGCUCUCGACCAUCUCAACAGCUGUGCAGAGCACGGGCAAGAGCGUUAUCAGUGGGGGGUUGGAUGCCUUGGAAUUCAUUGGGAAGAAGACAAUGGAUGUCAUAGCAGAAGGGGAUCCUGGAUUUAAAAGAACCAAGGGCCUGAUGAAUCGGACUUCUACGCUGUCUCAGGUUUUACGAGAGGCAAAGGAUAAAGAAGAGCAGUGGCCUUCCAAUGAGGUAACCAUGGAAACAGACAAGAAAACUCAUUAUGGGCUACUCUUUGACGAGUUUCAAGGCCUUUCUCAUCUAGAAGCUCUGGAGAUGCUUUCCCGAGAAAGUGAAAUAAAGGUGAAAUCUAUCCUUAGUUCUCUGAGUGGAGAAGAACUACAGACAACUAGACUUGAGCUAGAGCAGCUCAAAGAAGCGUUUUCCCUAGCCGAGUUCUGUGAGGAAGAGGAGGAGGAGAGACAAGGGGAUGAAGAUUUUACCAAGGAGAUAACAGAUCUGUUUGCUCAGCUUCACGUCUCUUCCCGACCAGAGAAGCUUGCCAAGGCAAGAAAUACAGCCUACAAAUGGAUCAGAACAUCUCUGGCUAAGCCAGUAGGAGAGAAAGAAGAAGGAGAAAAAGAAUUAGAGGCAGAAAAUACUGAGGAAGCCCAGAAACCUUCAAUAGAGGAUAUCCAUGCAUUUGCAAUUCGGAGUUUAGCAGAGUUGACUGCCUGCUCAAUAGAAUUGUUCCACAAAACAGCAGCAUUGGUUCUGCAUGGCCAGAAGCAGGAGGUGACAGCCUUAGAGAGGAGCCAGACUCUCUCCCAGAUGACAGUCAUGCUGUGUAAAGACCUGGCCUCUCUGUCUAAGGAGUUCACCACCUGCCUGACCACAGCUGGGGUCAGAGAGAAGGCAGAUGUUCUUAACCCACUCAUCACUGCAGUGUUUCUAGAGGCCUCAAACAGUGCCUCCUACAUUCAAGACGCCUUCCAGCUCAUUCUGCCUGUGCUGCAGAUCUCGCUCAUCGAGAGCAAGACAGAGUCACCCGGGUGCGAGCCGCCAGCCCAGAGACCUCUGACAGAACACUGAGGAGCAGAGAAGAGUCUGCGAGAUGGUGAUAGCCAAGAAACCUGACUUUGCUCAGGGACCCCUGCAGCCAGAGCGAGACAGACAUAGUACUGAGUGUGUGGAAGGCCAGCAGGCGCAGGCUCACAGAGCUGCUUGCUUCUCCACGUAGCUGAUGCGCUCAGGGGCUCACACUGCUCUUCCAGCCUUAUAAGUAAUAAAUUAUUAAAAAAA